AUGACAACAAGGAAUCAAACUACCAUCUCUGAGUUUCUCCUCCUGGGCCUGCCCAUCCAACAAGAACACCAACACCUGUUCUAUGCCCUGUUCCUAACCAUGUACCUCGUCACUGUCCUGGGGAACCUCCUCAUUGUGGUUCUCAUUCGACUAGACACCCAUCUCCACACACCCAUGUACUGGUUUCUUAGUAACUUGUCCUUCUCUGACCUCUGCUUCUCCUCUGUCACAAUGCCCAAACUCUUGCAGAACAUGCAGAGCCCAGUCCCAGCCAUCCCCUACUCAGGCUGCCUGACACAGAUGUACUUCUUCCUGUAUUUUGGAGACCUGGAGAGUUUUCUCCUUUUGGCCAUGGCCUAUGACCGCUACGUGGCCAUCUGCUUCCCCCUGCACUACACCAGCAUCAUGAGCCCCAAGCUGUGUGUGGGAAUGAUGGCGCUGUCCUGGGUGCUGACCACAUUCCAUGCCAUGUUGCACACCUUGCUGGCCACCAGAUUGACUUUCUGUAACAACAUAAUUCCCCAUUUCUUCUGUGACCUGUCUGCUCUGCUGAAGCUGGCCUGCUCCGACACUCACAUCAAUGAGUUGGUGAUCUUCAUCAUGGGAGGUCUAAUAUUUGUGACUCCCUUCCUACUCAUCCUCUUAUCCUAUGCAAGAAUUGUUUCCUCCAUCCUCAGGGUUCCUUCCACACGAAGCAUCCACAGGGUCUUCUCCACUUGUGGCUCCCAUCUGUCUGUGGUGUCCCUGUUCUAUGGGACAUGCUCUGCACUCUACUUAGGUCCAUCAGCCAAUAAUUCUACCAUGAAGGAGACUGUCAUGGCGAUGAUGUACACAGUGGUGACCCCCAUGCUGAACCCCUUCAUCUACAGCCUCAGGAACAGAGACAUGAAUGGUGCCUUGAGAAGACUACUCAAUCUCAGAAUUCCUGGCCCCCCCACCCCCGACAAAAAAUAA
This is a messenger RNA of Dipodomys spectabilis (banner-tailed kangaroo rat), 954 nucleotides long. Its product is annotated as olfactory receptor 1468-like. Gene Ontology annotation, molecular function: olfactory receptor activity; G protein-coupled receptor activity. Lineage: Eukaryota; Metazoa; Chordata; Mammalia; Rodentia; Heteromyidae. Gene Ontology annotation, cellular component: membrane. The transcript is spliced from 2 exons. Gene Ontology annotation, biological process: G protein-coupled receptor signaling pathway. The coding region runs from base 1 to 954 and encodes 317 amino acids. The record is from RefSeq and is a predicted model, not a curated record.